AUCAAAACAUAACCUCUAUUUCUGUCAAAAUUUGAGAAUAACAAAGAUUAAAUAAGAACUUUAUGGAUAAACAAAUUUGUGUAGUCAAAGAUGUCGUGCUUAUUUAAUAAUUUAUUCAAGAAAGCAGUUGUUCACAGUAUCGUUGAAAAUUCGUUGAAGGCUUAUCAUUUUCAAAGAAGUGUUUUUUUGGUACCUAUAGCACAUCCAAAAUUUGCUACUAACAGGUAUAAAAGUAAAAGCAGUAGAAGCAAAGGCAAACUUAUUAACAAAGUUUCUGAAUCGGAAACAGAAUCAGAGACAAAAGACGAUGAUAUAUUCGAUGUUAAUGAUAAAAGUGCCAAAACUAUAGAAGUAAGGGUUUCAUCCUUAAGAGCUGAUUCAAUACUAAAAGUUGGACUUGGUAUUUCAAGAAAUAAAUUAGAAACUAUAUUUUAUGAAGGUAGAAUAAGAGUAAAUGGUACAAAAAUUCCUAAAAAGAGUGUAUCUGUCCGAGAAAAUGAUGAACUAGAUGUUAUAAAGGGAAAGCAGACAAAUUCCGAUUUUUUGACUAUUUCAAGAUUACUACUCCUAGGUAUUAAAGCGGAAGAAGAUAUAAUAAAAAUUAAACUCAGACGCCAUAAAUCAUUGACUGUUGAAAACUAUGAAGGAAGAGAUGCCUGGACCCAAUCAGAGUCAAAUGUAUAACAUGUAAAUAAUGUAAGAUAUUCGCAGUGUUAAGUCACAAUGAUGACCUCUCGUGGAUUUCAGCUGAACUAGCUUCAAAGGGGGUUUUUAAUGUCAAACACUGUGCGUACGUGCAUUAUUUAUUUUUACAUGUUUUCUUAUAAAUGUUAAGAAUAUACAACAUAGAGGCCAACUUUUAAUGAAACGUGAAGAUUCCAUGUUAAUCAUUUUAUAUUACCCAAUAAUUAAUUUAAAACAUGUAAAAAUAAAUAAUGAAUAUUACCUACUUGAUUUAAAUGUAUGUGCGCUCAGCAGUCGAUAUUGAAAGCCCCUCGAAGCUAGUUCAUCUGAAAUCCACAAGAGGUCAUCAUUGUGACUUAACAUAGCGAAUAAGUUUACGACAUUUUGUUAUUAGUUCCUAUCUAGUGGAGGUACACUUCGUGUCAUAAAAACUGGUACAACUCUUAUAACCGAAAAUCACGUUUUUCAAGUUGUGUAAGUUGAUCCUAUCACAUGUGCCAUUCUAAUUUCUAGGACAACGUCAGUUCAACAAAUAUAUACCAAACCAGCUAAACGCAGGGCUGUGCGACUGACUACAAGUUUUUAGUAUACCAAAAUCUAAAACAAUAUCGAGCAGUCUCGAUCAGUUAGUCACAUUUAUUUAAACAUUCUUCCUUAAAAAAUAUUUUGGAAUUUUCCAUCAUCUCAAUUUAGUACCCAUAUAUUGUUUCGUGUUCUAUUAUAAUGUACUUAGUAUGAAAAUAUUUAAAUUCAAAAAUAAUAAUAGAUAAUAAAUCUAGACAUGACUUUUAAGUAUUAUGUUUAAUUUCAAAUUGAGAGGUGUGAUUGGUUUCUUGUAAAUUGUAGCACAAAACUGUAUUGAGUUGCAGGAUACUAGAAUAAAUAAAACACACUGGAAAAACUAAAAUUGAAUUUGAAAUUAAUACAAAAUGAAUACUUACUUAACUUUUACAGUGAACAAGUGUGGAAUUAUGAAUAUAUGUAUUACAAUUUGAAACUGCUGAAAUAUUUUGUCAUACCUCCACUAUUAUUAAUCACUUCUUGUAAUUUUCUGGGCACUGGGUUAAUUAAAUUUAGUGAUAAAUUUUCAUCUUCGGACAAGCUUUCCCAGGUUUCUUCAAUGAUGGUCAAUUAUUGUUAAUGAUAAAAAUAAUACCUAUCUAAAAACUUUAUACAUUUUUAAACGUUAUUUUUUUGUAUUUAGAUUUAGUGCAAUUCCAUUAUCCGUGAUAGCAAAAACAAAGUGAUUCGCUAACCAUUGUGUCCAGUCUGAACUGAACACAAGUUUAUAUUUGGGGAAAAAAAGUAUACAAGUUUUAUAUGACGGGAAGUGUACAUGCAGCAGCAGUUGUUAUACAGUCGGAAUAUGCAUAUUGAAUUUGGUAUGUUCAAACCAGUCUUGUACAAACAGUCAGAAAAAAGUGUGAAUAUAAAAUCUUAAGCAAAAAUCCAUAAUAAUUGUUAAUAUAAAUAUUUUUUUAAAAUUA
Messenger RNA from Diabrotica virgifera virgifera (western corn rootworm), 2171 nucleotides. RefSeq lists its product as uncharacterized. Gene Ontology annotation, molecular function: RNA binding. Bases 91 to 684 code for a protein of 197 amino acids. The record is from RefSeq and is a predicted model, not a curated record. The transcript has a single exon. NCBI's taxonomy places the organism in Eukaryota, Metazoa, Arthropoda, Insecta, Coleoptera, Chrysomelidae.